AUGGAAACAUUGAGACGGCCGUCAGCAUUGGAGAUUGAUGAAGCCGUGGGGCGCUCCAAAUCUGCUAUGGGAAAGACUCGGCCGAUGUCAGUACAGCCAGGAGCGAGAUAUGACCUGCCGCGUGACUCUGAUAGCCCGCGGUCUUCGCUUGAUAUGUCCCGCACGCCAUAUGAAGGCGGGGCACCACUGCGACCUGUGCGUACUGAUGUGGACCGUGAAUCAGAUCGGGCCAAUAUCUCGUCUGAUGUCGAUUACUUACGCGCGAUGGAGGAACAGGAGAGCACCCGGAAGCGUGAAAAACGCUCUAGUGGUAGCCACAAACACAACAAGCGUGGUAGUCUGUCCAGCUUGUCACUCUCAGGCGGUAAGAACCUAUUCGCCGGGCGAUUUGGCGAUGCAUUCCGCCGAUUUGAGGCAGGCAACCAAGAUAAAACCCCAUCACCUUCGGGAGAGGAGAUACCUCGGCAGGGUCUGGGAGGGAUUUCGGAUUCGACAGAUGAGAGCUCGUCUCCUGAUGACGACAUUGCUUUGGAAGAUGUUGAUCGAGAUGACAUCUCCCCAGAGAUGCGCCGCGAGCUGGAGCGCCGCCGACUCUCCCAAGAGGAGAAACGAGUUGCUAGUGCCGCCGCCGAGUACCGCCGCCGAGUUGCCGAAUCGGGUGACGGAGGUGGAAGAGCGAUCGGCGAUGGUACUCGUUCUCGCACGAUUCAGAACAAGGUGAAGUCGUUGCUCGGGGAAUCUGACAAACCGUCCAUUCCCAAGACCGCGACUGGGUAUGGCCGGUUUACGGAGACUUCCUCUUCUUUGCAGGCAAAGCAGAGUGAGUUCAAGCCCGCCACCUCCGAACAGUCGGGCGCUUCUCGCACCUCCGGCCCUGCCUAUACUCCUCGUGACGGUUCAAUGGCACCUCCAGUUCGCCGAGACGGAGCUAGUGUUCCGGCGGGCCUUCCGCAAGCUGCCACCCCUACCAGCCACCUAUCUAUGCAACGAACUGCAACCCGUCCAACUGCGCCACCCAAGCCGAAGAAUCUACGAGCUGGUACAGCUAAUUCACGCCCAGGCAGUGGUCAUGGCCAUGGUUCCUCUCAAGCGACCCCAGUAAGCCCUGCAGAGGACUGGGAGGCCAACUUCAGCCGGCGUUUCCCAAGUCUGUCCGGUAUUGAAAUGGAGACAGAGAUUGAACUCCCGAAAUUUCCCAGCUUGAGGACACGGGAAGUGUAG
Molecule: messenger RNA, 1221 nt
Organism: Penicillium paradoxum
Lineage: Eukaryota; Fungi; Ascomycota; Eurotiomycetes; Eurotiales; Aspergillaceae
Exons: 1
Coding region: 1-1221 (406 amino acids)
Source: RefSeq, a predicted model, not a curated record